This is a messenger RNA of Carica papaya (papaya), 1737 nucleotides long. RefSeq names its product protein NRT1/ PTR FAMILY 8.1-like. Gene Ontology annotation, cellular component: membrane. Gene Ontology annotation, biological process: transmembrane transport; oligopeptide transport. NCBI's taxonomy places the organism in Eukaryota, Viridiplantae, Streptophyta, Magnoliopsida, Brassicales, Caricaceae. Gene Ontology annotation, molecular function: transmembrane transporter activity. The record is from RefSeq and is a predicted model, not a curated record.
UAUUUUUUUCUCUGGGAAGCCAUGGAAGAAGACGAUACCUACACAAAAGAUGGAACAGUUGAUUACAAAGGUAAUCCGGCUAACAAGAAGACAACUGGGACCUGGAAAGCCUGCCCUUAUAUUAUAGGAAACGAGUGUUCAGAACGGUUGGCUUUUUACGGGAUGAGCACCAAUCUAGUGUUGUAUUUCAAGCAUAGACUGAAUCAGUCGACUGCUACUGCUAGUAGAAAUAACUUGAAUUGGGGAGGAACAUGUUAUCUCACACCACUAAUUGGGGCAUUUCUGGCUGAUGCUUAUCUUGGAAGAUACUGGACUAUCGCCUGUUUUUCGAUCAUUUAUGUCUUUGGCAUGACGCUAUUGGCAUUAUCGGCAUCUGUUCAUGGUAUAAGGCCUGUAUGUUACUCGAAAGAAAAUUGUAAGGACCCAACAAGCACACAAACUGCAGUAUUCUUUGUAGCACUUUACCUUAUAGCUUUAGGCACAGGAGGGAUCAAGCCUUGUGUCUCAUCUUAUGGAGCAGACCAGUUUGAUGACACAGAUGAAACUGAGAAAAAACACAAGGGCUCAUUCUUCAAUUGGUUUUAUUUCUCCAUAAACAUCGGUGCACUUAUCGCUGCUUCCGUGCUCGUUUGGGUUCAAGACAAUGUGAGUUGGGGAUGGGGAUUCGGGAUUCCUGCUAUCGCCAUGGCAAUUGCUAUUGUAAGUUUCUUUUCGGGUACUCGACUGUAUCGGAAUCAGAAGCCCGGAGGCAGCCCUGUAACUCGCCUUUGUCAAGUUGUGGUCGCUUCCCUUAGGAAAUACAAAAUUGAAGUGCCUGCUGAUAAGUCCCUUCUAUAUGAGACUGCAGAUUCUGAAUCUAAUAUUCCAGGAAGUCGGAAGAUUGAUCACACUAAAGAUUUAAGUUUUUUCGACAAGGCAGCCGUUGAAAUCCAAUUGGACAAUAAAAGAAGCUCGGUAGAUCCAUGGAGACUUUGCACAGUCACACAAAUUGAGGAGCUAAAGGCUAUAAUCAGAUUACUUCCUGUAUGGGCAACGGGUAUAAUAUUCUCUGCAGUUUAUAGUCAAAUGGGUAACUUAUUCCCACUCCAAGGUGAGCGAAUGGACACUCGUGUAGGCAACUCGAACUUUAGAAUCCCACCAGCAUCCCUCUCGAUUUUCGACACCCUCAGCGUAAUCUUCUGGGUUCCGGUUUACGACAGAAUCAUCGUCCCCAUAACGAGAAAGUUCACAGGCCAUAAAAAUGGUCUAACACAGCUACAAAGAAUGGGAAUUGGCCUAUUCAUAUCAAUAUUUUCUGUAGUGGCUGCAGCAAUUCUUGAGAUCAUAAGGCUUAAAAUAGUGAGAAAACACAAUUACUAUGAUCUUAAAGAGAUGCCAUUAUCAAUCUUCUGGCAAGUCCCUCAGUACUUCAUCAUUGGAUGUGCUGAGGUCUUCACAUUCAUCGGACAACUUGAGUUUUUCUACGAGCAGGCUCCGGAUGCGAUGAGGAGUUUCUGCUCAGCUUUAUCGCUCACCACAGUGGCGCUCGGCAGCUACUUAAGCUCUUUGCUAGUAACAAUUGUUACUGCAGUGAGUACUAGAAAUGGGAAGCUUGGUUGGAUACCAGAUAAUUUGAAUCAUGGCCAUGUCUAUAACUUCUUCUGGCUGUUGGCAGUGCUUAGUGUCAUCAAUUUGGGAAUUUUUAUAUUGAUUUCUAGGUGGUAUACAUAUAAAAGGCCUCUAGGAACACUUCGUUGA